Messenger RNA from Syngnathoides biaculeatus (alligator pipefish), 1985 nucleotides. RefSeq names its product RNA-binding protein 39-like. The record is from RefSeq and is a predicted model, not a curated record. The coding region runs from base 186 to 1739 and encodes 517 amino acids. Gene Ontology annotation, molecular function: RNA binding. The transcript has 15 exons. NCBI's taxonomy places the organism in Eukaryota, Metazoa, Chordata, Actinopteri, Syngnathiformes, Syngnathidae. Gene Ontology annotation, cellular component: nucleus. Gene Ontology annotation, biological process: mRNA processing.
AUCAAAAUGUCGUCGCGAUCUCGCGGUCGCGAGCUGCUCUCGCGAGAACCCGUCGCGCCAUUUCAAGCGGAGCGAGUGACGUCGCGUGGACGACGGCGAAGCGGACAAAGUCAACCGCGGCGACGUUUUGAACGGUUUUCGUAUCGUUGUUGUAGCUGCCGACGAGGAGCCGAGUGUGGAGCAACAUGGCGGACGACCUGGACAUCGAGGCCAUGCUGGAGGCUCCUUACAGGAAGGACGACAAGACGGCCAGCCCCGAUGGCGGGGACGAACAGGCCAAGAGCAGGAAGAAGCGGAGCCGCAGCCGCGAGAGGAAGCGCAGCAAGAGUCGGGAGAAAAAGCGGAGUCGCAGCCGCGAACGCAAACGCAGCCGGGAGAAGCGGCGCAGUCGCAGCCGAGAGCGGCGGCGCAGUCGCGAAAGAGGAGGCCGCUACAGGGACUACCACAAGGCGCGGAAGCGGUCGAGGAGCAGGAGUCCCAUCCGGAGAGAGAAGAGUCCCAUCCGGAGAGAGAAGAGUCCCAUCCGACGGGAGAAGAGUCCCAACAAGUCAGUCUUGACCAGGAUGCCGGUGGACAAUUUGACCCCCGAGGAGCGGGACGCCAGGACCGUUUUCUGCAUGCAGCUGGCUGCCCGCAUUCGCCCUCGAGAUCUGGAGGACUUCUUCUCUGCCGUGGGAAAGGUCCGAGACGUGAGGAUGAUCUCGGACAGGAACUCGCGCCGCUCGAAGGGCAUCGCUUACAUCGAGUUUGUGGAGGCCAGCUCGGUUCCUCUCGCUAUCGGGCUGACGGGGCAAAGGCUGCUGGGAGUUCCCAUCAUCGUGCAGGCCUCGCAGGCCGAGAAGAACCGAGCGGCGGCGGCCGCCGCCGCCGCCAACAACCUUCAGAAAGGUUCGUCGGGACCCAUGAGGCUCUACAUCGGGUCGCUGCACUUCAACAUCACCGAGGAGAUGCUGAGGGGAAUCUUUGAGCCCUUCGGAAGGAUCGAAGGCAUCCAGCUGAUGAUGGACAGCGAGACGGGCCGGUCCAAAGGGUACGGCUUCAUCACGUUUGCGGACGCCGAGUGCGCCAAGAAAGCCCUGGAGCAGCUCAACGGCUUUGAGCUGGCGGGUCGGCCCAUGAAGGUGGGUCACGUGACCGAGCGCAGCGACGGCUCGGCCGCCGCCUCCCUGCUGGACAGCGACGAGCUGGAACGCACCGGCAUCGACCUCGGGACCACCGGGCGGCUGCAGCUCAUGGCUCGUCUCGCCGAGGGGACGGGCCUGCAGAUCCCUCCCGCCGCCCAGCAAGCUCUGCAGAUGAGCGGCGCCAUCGCCAUCGGCGCCAUGGCCGCCGUCUCCGCCGCCAUGAAUCCAUCCAUGAACCUCAACAUGAACCCGCCGGCCCUGAACCUUCCGUCGCAGCCGCUGGCCACGCACUGCUUCCAACUCUCCAACAUGUUCAACCCCAGCAGCGAGGAGCAUCCCGGCUGGGAGGUGGACAUCCAGCACGAUGUUAUCGAGGAGUGCAACAAACAUGGCGGCGUGGUUCACAUCUACGUGGACAAGAACUCAACGGAGGGCAACGUGUACGUGAAGUGUCCGUCCAUCCCCGCCGCCAUGGCGGCCGUCGGCGCUCUUCACGGACGCUACUUUGCAGGCAAGAUGAUCAAGGCGGCGUACGUGCCGCUCCCCGCCUACCACAACUUGUUCCCGGACGCCGCCACCGCCACGCAGUUGCUGGUCCCGCCCCCGCGCCGAUGACUGCCCGCGCCGGACAUGUUUUGAUAUGCGUGUCGUGUCGGGAUCGUUCAGUAAGCUACUUCCUGUUGACUUCCUGUGGUGUUGAAAUUGCGGCGGGCGGGCGCGCUUGGCCUCCAUCCAUCCGGCGCGGGCCCGCGCUGUCCGUUGAGCUCUGUGAGCUGCGAGGGGCGCCGGCCCGGCCCGGCCCGGCUGCUGACGUUAAGCGUUCGUCUUGGUUUUCUAAUAAAAUCAUUGAUUAAACUUUUA